Molecule: messenger RNA, 1177 nt
Organism: Vigna unguiculata (cowpea)
Lineage: Eukaryota; Viridiplantae; Streptophyta; Magnoliopsida; Fabales; Fabaceae
Product: protein CANDIDATE G PROTEIN-COUPLED RECEPTOR 2-like
Biological process (GO): G protein-coupled receptor signaling pathway
Cellular component (GO): plasma membrane
Molecular function (GO): G protein-coupled receptor activity
Source: RefSeq, a predicted model, not a curated record
GAUAAGAAAGAGGGUAGUUAACUCCAUCGUCAACUCAAUUCCACGAUCUUGUUGAAGAAAAUCCACUUGGUCAGGGGCCAAACAAUGUCCUAUGGUUCCCACAAACCCCUUUUCUUCUCAACGGAUCUCAAACCCUGAAACCAUGUCACAGAGUAUCGAAAAUGAAGCUUUGUCGCCACUUGGCAGCGAUCUGAAGUGCGAUGGGUACGGCUUCUUCUUUGUCGUUUCAUCCGUCUUGUUCGUUCUGUAUCUUGCGCUGCACGCCAAGAAGAGCCUCAACAGCCUCUGUCGUCGAGGCUCCUAUGUUGUCGUUUCCUAUUACGCCGUCCUUUGGCUCGUCACGCUUUUAAACCUCGCAUGGUCUUCUCUUCAGGCAUGGCAGUGCUCUCAAGGAAAGGAGGUUGCAUGGAAUCUGCUGUCAUUAUUUACAGCAUCUGGUAUGCUGUGUCUAGAGAUAAGCUUGAUAGCUUUCUUACUGAACGAUAACUAUAUGAAUGGCAUGGAAGCUCUUGCACACUCUUUCAUUGCAUCAGGAAUUAUUGUCUGUAUGGAUACCCUUCUUAAGGCAAUAUAUGUUUUUGGAUUUGGGGUCCCAUUGUUCAAUCGACAUGUUGAAAGAGCCCAUACAAUCAAGUGGAGUUUAUGGAUAGUGCACAAGUUAUUGCUUGCUGCAGCUUAUGGUUUCAUUUUAUUUGCACAUUUCUCCAAAUGGAGAGAGAAGCUUCCACCAAGACCAGCUUUUUACAACUAUGUUGCUGUAAUGUUUGUACUUAGUGUGAUUAGCCUGUUUGCUUGUGGACUAGCAGGAAUUGGCAUUGGACUCGGCAAUUGGUUGUAUGAUCUCACUGUGCUUUGUUAUCACUCUUUGUAUCUUCCAUUUCUUUAUAUUACUUUUCUUGCAGAUUUCUUCCAGGAGGAGGAUUUCCUUCUAGAUACUGCAUAUUAUUCCGAAAUGAAAGAUGCUGGAUUCUUUGAUGCCGACUGAGAAUAAUUCUUCAGAACCGACAGGCAUAUUUUGUGUGUGCAUUAUUGUAAAUAUUGGACUCUGCUCCGUCAUAUGUUGUAUUGUAUGAUCCUCCUGCCUGUGAAAUGCUUUUAUAGGAACAGUGCUUUCAUAACUCAUCAUAUUAAUACUAACCAACAUACUAAGUAACGAGCUCGUUCAUGAAAACCAAAA